Molecule: messenger RNA, 620 nt
Organism: Racocetra persica
Lineage: Eukaryota; Fungi; Glomeromycota; Glomeromycetes; Diversisporales; Gigasporaceae
Source: the annotation of a GenBank genome assembly
AUGGGGAAUAUCUUUCAUAAUAAAAAUUGGAAAGAAAGUGAAGCUGAACUUGUAAAAGUAACCGAUCGCAUUCUUAAUACACUUGGCGAGAUGUGGAGCAAUCCCGUGUUUUCGACCCAUGCAUCUUGUAGUGAGCAGAGCGAAGGAACAUAUGUAACUGAAGUUAUAAUUCCUUUGCUUUGCUCAAGUUUAGGAAACCUUCCCAAUGGCUGUAUAGCUCUAAGUACGGCAGAACGCGAAAGUUUAGCAAGUAAAUUUCGACGUAAUAUAGGAAUGAAUGAGAUGCAUGAAGCGAAACUAUGGAGAGAAACUUUAGAUGGGGCGAGUUUCAUAGGCUUAUUAUGUAGACCACCUAGUAAUCAGUUUGGAGUUGUAGGGAUUCAGGUCGCCGGUACAGUUAUGAAAUUAAACAUUCUUGUAAAGGAUCCGGCCGGAAGACUGCGAUAUUUUCAUCUUGAUCAAGCUGAAAUCCCACUAUCUUCUCACACAUUGCAUACUAGAUCUCUUGUUUGUUUAUUAUUAACUUUAAAAAAUGUAAUAAUUGUGAACAAAAGCUUGCUGGAACAGGCAUUAGAAAAAGCUACAUUGCAUCCACCACGAAAUCCACAAUUACAGUCGCA